UACGUCAGCGGCUCGGGGCGGUUCAUGAAUGGGGGGUCUGAAGUGGGAGGACCCCGUCAUCUGACUUCACCACCGGGGCAGCAGCGACGGGAGAAGCGGGGUGUAGCGCGGCGGUGCGCGGUCAGUGCGUCUUCAUGCCUGAUUUUAAGCACACGAGCAGCGGUUCAGUGCAGCGGAGCGACCGGAGCAGCGCGAGCAUCCAGCGGUUGAGACGUGCGGCGGGGGUAAGCUAGCUCCAGCCCCGGCGGAGGCAACACUCAGUGACGGACAGACGCGCGGGCAGCACCCCCCCUUACCCACCUCCCAGGGACCCUGAAGGUAGAGCCGCGUCGGUGAGCCAUGGGUUUCCGCAAGAAGAACAAGAGCCCGCCGGUGCUGAGCCACGAGUUCGUGAUCCAGAACCACGCCGACAUGGUGUCCUGCCUGGCCAUGAUCAUCCUCCUCGGCCUGAUGUUCGAGGUCACAGCAAAGUUUGCCAUCAUGUUCAUCACAGUCCAGUACAACGUAACACAAGUUCUCGAUGAGAAGAGUGAUCCAGUGAACUUCUACCAGUACGGUCCCAAAGAUGUGGCCACCGUGUUCUUCUACCUGCUCAUCGCGGUCAUCCUUCACGCCUUGAUACAGGAGUAUAUUCUCGACAAAAUGAACAGAAGGUUGCACCUGUCAAAGACCAAGCACAGCAAGUUCAACGAGUCCGGACAGCUCGCAGCGUUCUACCUGUUCUCCUUCAUCUGGGGCUGCAGCAUCCUGACGGCGGAGGACUUUGCAACGAAUCCUACAUUCUUAUGGGAGGAUUACCCACACACCCACAUGGUUUUUCAGGUCAAGUUCUUCUACAUUUGCCAAAUUGCCUAUUGGCUCCAUGCACUUCCCGAGCUGUACUUUCAAAAAGUCCGAAAGGAAGACAUUCCCCGCCAGCUCUAUUACAUUUGCCUUUAUGUUGUCCACAUCACUGGUGCCUAUGUCUUAAACCUCCACCGACUGGGCCUGGUGCUGCUGGUCCCUCACUACCUGGUGGAGCUCCUGUUCCACGCUUCACGCCUCUUCUACUUCAGUGAUGAGAACAAGCAGAAAGGUUUUACCCUGUGGGCUCUACUUUUUGUCAUCGCCCGCCUCCUCACCCUCACACUCUCAGUCCUGACGUUUGGCUUCGGGCUGCCUCGUACAGAAAACCAGGGCUUUUCUCUGGCGGAAGGAAAUUUCAAUGUGCUCACUAUAAGGAUGACUUGUCUGGCAGCUAUCUGCCUGACACAGGCCUGGAUGAUGUGGAAAUUCAUUAACUUCCAGUUGAAAAAGUGGAGGGAGCACAGCCAGAAUCAGGCGUCGAAGAAGAAGACGACGACGACGGUCAGCCCGAAGAGCAAGCCUCACAAAAGGGAACCAACAAGGGGAGGCGCAGCUAAUGGGGUUGUGAAGUCCGAGGAUAAAACAUCACCACGGGCAAGAAAAGCCAAAGCUUCAUAGAGACGGAGGAAGAAUCCAAGUUACAACUGAGUGAGGGAGUUUUGACAGUGUGACAUUAUUAUAUGUCUUUACACAACUUCACAUUUUGUCUACUGCUCUCCAAAACAAAUGUUUCAGUGCACUAAGAAACCUUUCCUGUCCCUUUUGGGGUUGAAACUCCCCCUUUUGGGAAAAAAAAAAAAGUUCAGUGUUACUGUGUCUGCUUGAAACGUUUCUGAUUCCUUUGGGUUCUCUGCAGAUGGGACGGCGGUUUGGGCAGAGUUGGUUUUGAUGCUUUAACAGGAAAGAUUUAGCUCUUCAAAGUGUCCUUUGUGUAAAACUACGAUCACUCGUCGGGUAUUUCGAAACGGGAGUUGCUCUGCGGUAAUUUGACGUUGCAUCAGUUAAUAUCAUGGUACCUUUUAAAAAGAAAAAUUUUGACUUCAGGGCAACUCAGCAAAGUGUUGAUGUACAGGUCGACUGUGCGAGGUGUCAUUUUUCAGUUUGGACCUUAUUCAGCUCAACUCGCAAAACAGGCCACUGGUUCAUGUCCCCAAAAUAAAGCUGUUUCUCGCUCUGCAGGACGGCACCGAGAUAUUCUGCUGCUUUCAGGAAAUGAUCCUAAAUCAGUCGCUCCACGGGAAGAUUUGUGCUAUUUAGGUAUUUGAUAUAGCUGCAGCCAGAAAACUGAAGCUUGUACUUAACUCCUUGAUCAUAUACUGCCAUUAUUCGACAGCCUCUGCCUUUGAAAUCCGACACGCUACCGGAUUGAGGCGCUUUGGUAUUUUCAUUGCUUUCAUCACCGGCCUGGUAACCAGCCUCUUCCAGGGGUUCAUCCAGGUUAGGAGACCCACUGAGAGGAAGCUGUACGGUAACCUGUGACGCUGUACUGUCCACACAAACCUUCAUAUCAGCAUGACUGGAGACUUGAGCUAGAGGCUGUAUUGAGGCUGCACUUCAGUCUUUUAUAUGGUAAUGUCCGUGCAUGAUGGUUUUAAGGCUAAAAGACGUUAAUGGCUAGUUCCUACCUGUGCUGUUGUGUUUGCAUCUCUCUCUCACACACACUCAAACACACACAUAUAUAUAUAUAUAUAUAUAUAUAUAUAUAUAUAUAUAUAUAUAUAUAUAUAUAUAUAUAUAUAUAUAUAUAUAUAUAUAUAUAUAAACACACAAGCAUUCAGUGGCCUUUUUACAACUGCUGCAAGAGGUUUGAGUUAUUUAUUUUUGUCAUAUACAACAGAUAGUUAUUAUUUUCUAUGCUUUGAGAAGCUAUAACCAGCAAACACAGCGGUACAUAGCAACUGCGUUCAGUUAGUCCAAACAAUACAAUCUUUCUUAAAGUGUCCUUAUAACGUCGGUGGUUUGUAUCACUCGUUCUGCUUGUGUUGCAUUCUGUUUGCCUUCUGCUUUUUAUUCUUGGGUAUCAGGGGACAAGCUAUCCGCCACUUAAACUAUAAGUUACAUCCCAUAUUGCAAUGGGAGGAGUGUUUGUGAGGGAUUGUGCUUGAAUGUGUGUGUGUUUGUGUGUAUGUGUACUGUGUGCAGUAUUGUUUCGCCCACUGUGUGUGCGUGUGUUGGUAAAUUAACUGGGCCUGAAUGAUGAUGACAACGAUGUUUAUUGCUUGUCUCGUAAAAAAGCUAAAUUAUUGCCUGUGUGCAGAGCAUGGAUUGUGACAAUCUUUUCAUUGACUCCUGCCCUGUUGGUUGUAUUUCACAGUCACAUCCUGUCCUUUAGUUCACUUUCAUCGGGCCCCGUCCCGUCAAGCUUCUAUGUGUAAAGCACUGAGUUGUGGAUUGAUGUAUGUUCUAUAGAAUAUCAGUUACUAAAUGCUUCUGUGUUCUGUCUCUGCCCCUCAGAUGCCCUUUCCUGUGUGAGAGAGAUUUAGUGAUUUCUGUUUGCCAAAUGUGGCAUGUUCGGUCCCUCCUGCUUCGCCUUUUCAAUGAUCCUGACAUUUGCUAUGACGGAGCACACGUAUUGUACUGUUGGCCGCACUCUUUCCUGUCAUGGACCAAGUCCUGCGCCACUAACAAACCACUGUGCAUGUGAAGCUCUGUAUUGAGACGACUGUACUGCCUGUCUGCAGUCAGCUGGAGUUUGAGUCCAGAGCAGGGAGGAGAUGCAUAUGCCGUUGAUGUUUUCUCCCUUUAGUGCUCCUUGGUGGGACUCUGGUCUUUUAAAGCCCCGUGUCUGUGUGCGGCAGUGUCAUAGGAGGGAAGGGGGAGCAGAGGACUUAUGUACCAGCCUGUUAUUAAACUGUCUCAGAUGUAAAAGAGAAAAAAAAAAAAAAAACUUAACCCAACACUGUACUAAAAUAUGUGUCAGAUUUUUAAGCUAUUUUUAUAGAGGGGGGAACAGUUGAAAAUCACUGUUGUUCAGUACACACGUCUGAAUAUAUUUGUUUUGCAUCCAUAUCGAUAUGAAUUGUUUUUUUAUAUAUAAGAAUGAAGCUUGCUGAUCUGUUAAUGUGGGUAUACAUUGUGGUAUGAGUGUAAAUAUCAUUUGACUCAUGGCCUUAUUAGAGCAAAGUGAACUCGGUUGUAUAACAGUGCUCAGUUAACACAGUGCUGCAGGUGUACAUGGCAGCCGUCACCACUCCAUGUUUCCUUAUCGUGAGACGCACCCUCAUAAUGACACUCCACACAAAAUAUGACCAGAGGUGAGUUGGUCAGUAGAUGUGUUAUUAUAUAUAUAUUUUUGUCAGUUGCUGUGAUCACUGGCCCGGAUGUAGAACCAACAAACGACAUUUUUUGCAGAGUGAAAGCGUCUGUAAGCUUCUCUCGCUCAUCAGAUGUACAACAAUCAGCAGAUGUUCGGGCUCUGAAACAUGAGCCACGCUGCCGUUCACACCCUCCUCGCUUCAAAACACAAUAAGCCUGUAUAAUCCCACAGGAAUGCACUUUUUUUCUUUUGCAUAAUAUGCAUUUUGUCAGAGCACCAUAACACUGCUCACUUUGGGCCGUUUCUGGAUCGAUUCUCAGCGAUUUGGAAACUGCCCGAUUAAAACUCUGUGAAUAAUGCAAUUGUUGGGGAAACCUAUUUUAAAAAGCAACCUCUGGGUGGCAACAAUCAUGAAUGCACUCGAAUGCAUGGUCACUUAAACAAAAGACAGAGACACACGUUUAUUGUAUUGGAUUAAUUCAUUCUGCAUUGUCCUUGAUUUGUUUCCAUACCGCUGCUUGUCCGUAAAUGUUGCAAUAUAUAUUUCGUUUUUCGGAUCUGUUGUCUCUGAACUGCUCUGAUGGUAUUAUAUUUAUGCAAAUUCUUGUGAGCUCUGAUCAUUUUCUGUCACUAUUUUUUUAUUUCAUGUUUGAAUAAAGCUUUUGAUCAUUACACAAACUUG
Molecule: messenger RNA, 4784 nt
Organism: Hippoglossus stenolepis (Pacific halibut)
Lineage: Eukaryota; Metazoa; Chordata; Actinopteri; Pleuronectiformes; Pleuronectidae
Product: Translocating chain-associated membrane protein 1-like 1-like
Exons: 11
Coding region: 340-1464 (374 amino acids)
Biological process (GO): SRP-dependent cotranslational protein targeting to membrane, translocation; protein insertion into ER membrane
Cellular component (GO): endoplasmic reticulum membrane
Source: RefSeq, a predicted model, not a curated record